Messenger RNA from Symbiodinium sp. CCMP2592, 1824 nucleotides. The record is from the annotation of a GenBank genome assembly. NCBI's taxonomy places the organism in Eukaryota, Dinophyceae, Suessiales, Symbiodiniaceae.
AUGCGCUUCCAGUUCUUCCGGGAUCUCAUUGAGGAGAAGCGCGAGUGGCUUGGGAAGUCCACAGCCCGCGGCAAAGGGAGGAAAAACAUGUACGACGUGUGCCCGGAGGUGAUCAUCGAGAGGACGACCUGCGAGGAGCAGAUCCUGGUUCUCUCGGAGGCAGACGCGGGGAAAAUCGCGAGGUCCCUCGCGGAGCCCAGCAGCGACCAGAGCAUCUUCCUGCCAGACUCCCUGCAGUGUCGAUCCGGUGUACACCUCGGCGGCAUGAAUGUGGACGGACUAGCGAUUCAAGGCAUCUUGUGUGAUGGUGGUGGCCAGCGCAGGGAGUACUGGGCGGCACGCGCCGAUCGGCAGAACCGCUGGAUGACGACUACCGAACAUGGCCGGCUGGACAAGGGCCCUCCAGAGAUCCCGGCCCACCUCCAAAGCUGCGGGAAGCUGGGCGAGAAGUCUGCACGGCGGGAGAAGGACCUCCUGAAGCAGCCGGGCACGGUCGUCGUGCUUCGCCGAGGAGUGCCGUACGCCCAGUUGGAGAAGCCGGGAGAGCUGGGCCUGCUCACCAGCUUCGUUUCGCACGCUUGGGGCGAGGAGACCCUCGAGUUCGCCCACACGCUGCAACUGCACGCCAAGAGUGUGUACCCCUCGAACCCAGGUGCCCUGGUCUACUACAUUUGCACGUUUUGCAACAGCCAACAUAGCGUAGACUUGGGCGGCAACGACUGGCGCCAGUCCCCUUUCAACCUCGCCUUGGAGCACGUGGCAAGCUGUUGUCGCCAGAAGUGUGGGCCGAUGUACCGGGCGGUAAUGCUGCUUGACAGGUCUUGCAGCACGUUGAAGCGGAAGUGGUGCAUUUUCGAAGUCUUCCGCUGCCAAAGUCUCGACCUGGAGCUAGACCUGUAUUGCAGGGACGGUGAGCUCACUCGGGCGAGCGAGUCGCAGCACGCAAAGGAAAUCUUGCAGGAGGUCAUGGACGUGGACAUGACGACCGCCGAAUGUUCCGAAAAGCAGGAUGAGAGGACGAUCGACGGUGCCAUCGUUGAUCAUCCGGCUGGCUGGACUGGCGUCGUGUCCAAGGUGAAGAUGCAGGUCAUGGGCCACCUUUCCUUUGUGGCCCACAUGGCCAUGACCCGCGACGCCUUCUCAGGCCAGCAGAUCGAGCCGGAGCAGGGCAUUGAGCUGGAGGGCUCUGCGGGCAAGGUGAGCCUCUCGGAGCUCAUCGACGGCUGCAUGCAGGCGUGUCUGUCCGCAUGCUUGCAGUCUGCUGCCGAGCAGCAGCAUGUCGCGGAAGAUGAGAAUCCCGCCAAGGCUCAGCUGAAGCGGGUUCUCAUCACUGGCCAAGGAGGCACGGGCAAGACCGUUAUCACCAGGGAGAUCGUUCGGGCAGCCGUGAAGCUGGCCCGUGAGAAGGCACUGCGCCUGGUCCCGCUGAGAGUCCCCCUGGCCGAGCUCGCUCGGUGUGCGAAGGAAGAAGGCGACAUGCUGCAAGCGUGGGCCGCACAGGCUUUUGGCAAAGACGGUCAGGAGCUUUUCCAAGGUGGGAGGCAGCUGCUGCUGCUUCUGGACGGCCUGGACGAAGCGGGAACGGGGAGGCGGCGCAUCAUCAGCUGGCUCGACGGCUGGCUACGGGUGGUCGACGAGGAGGGCAAAGCGAGGGAGCCCUCGAAGUCGGCCGUUCUGCACGUUUCCCAGGAGUGCCUCAUCACACAGGACAGCUUCCCACAAGGAUCUCCGGUUCUACUUACCGACAAGCGUGACGUCGUGGUUGGCCACGGCAAAGUGCACUUCUGCGAGCAGGCGCUUCCGGCAGGCAGGAUGCUGAGGUAA